CACAUAGUAGAAAGGAAAAAGACAAAAAGAAAUUUCGUGUUAUGAUUGUACAGUAGUGAUCGUGAUGGAGCAUGGCGAUGAAAACCAAGAAGCCCCGUGUUUCCUUCCAGUCAUUGCACGAUUGGAUCGCCUCGAUCGUUUGAUUCAGCUUUUGGCAGAGAAGCAUAGCUUCUCAAAGAGUGGUGUUUGUGCAAUUGAAAGCAAAAAUGAGUGCAAGACUCUGUCCUCAGCUCUAGAGGAAGUCCAUCACAAGGGCACGCUUAUGGAGAGACUCGCUUUCCUUGAAAAACGGGUACUUGAGUUGAGUUUGGAGAUUGUCGAAGGGAACACCACGUCGAGAUCCAGCUCUUCAACAGUGCAAGGUCCAGAAAUGAUUGGUAAAAAUGGGAAUGGAGACACAAACAAUAAACAACAACCGGAAGAAGAUCACUCCACAAUCCAAGCACAAGAAAAAGCUUCUCCUGCAGAUGGAGUUGUGAAAGAGAUAACAGCUUCAUACAGAAGCAGAAGACAGAAAACAAAAUCACAGAAGAAGUGGCAAUGGCUGUUCAGACACACAUGUUGACCAUUUACAUUCUGCAAUAAUACAUACACUUGUAUACGUGUGAGUGUAUGUCGAAAUUCACCAACAGUGUUUGUAAGGAAAGAAACCAAAUAUUGACAAUAAGUGCAGCUUUUAUAAAGCUCUCUGUUGACUA
Salvia hispanica is the source of this 698-nucleotide messenger RNA. RefSeq lists its product as uncharacterized. The record is from RefSeq and is a predicted model, not a curated record. Lineage: Eukaryota; Viridiplantae; Streptophyta; Magnoliopsida; Lamiales; Lamiaceae.